Molecule: messenger RNA, 1581 nt
Organism: Anisakis simplex (herring worm)
Lineage: Eukaryota; Metazoa; Nematoda; Chromadorea; Rhabditida; Anisakidae
Source: the annotation of a GenBank genome assembly
AUGCAAAAUGCCUUGCUUUAUCGAGCCCGAAAUUCCGGUAUCUUGGAACUGAUGGAUGCGGUUUAUAUUACCGAUGAAGACGGAGCCGAGAUAGCGAUUUAUCUACACAAUCCAACAGCAAUAAUAACAUUCAUAAUGACAUUUCUUCACGAAACCCGGAGAGCAGGUCUCAGUUUCGUUCAAGCGCAAGGUAUGACACCAAAUGCAACGAACUUUCUGAGUAGAAUUUUCACGGUUGCUGGAGAGUCGUUGGAAAUGAUAUCGAUGACAACAUCAUUCAGAGAAGCGUAUUCCAGUUAUGAAUGCGGAACGGCGAGUCAGCGCCGCAUUUGCAUGCAGAUUUGCCUUGGUACUGUCCAGCUGAAGAGUGAUGCAUUCGCUCGGAAUGCGUAUCUGCGUUCAUUCUUUUUCCCAUCUCUCUACAGCAUGAUUGAUAUGAAUCAUUCUGCGUCGAAUUUUUAUCAGGUUAAAUUUGCCAAUCCAAUCAGCGGAUCAUUCAUAACACUGAACGGCGAAGCUUCUUUCCGUAUUUUGAUCCCACUAAAGAACUUCGUUCUCUAUCAAUACUAUGCGUGCUUUGUACAAACUCAUGGAAUGUGGAGUGGAACAAACUGUGAGUCAUCGGAUGUAAAAUGGAUUUUAAACAGCACUUACGCCGUUGAAUGCACUUGCACAAGAUCUGGAUACAUCAGCGUUUUCGUCGUCAGUCCGCCUACACCUCCUCCAUAUCCGCCAUACAAUGAUGUUCUGUUGACAUUCAAAUUGGUCAGUUUUACCGCCAUACCAUUCCAUCUGCAUUUAUCAGAAGUGGAGAUUGGAACACUUCUGUCCUUAAAGUUUGCUAAAAUCGGAAUCAAAUGCUGGUCAGUUGUUAUUUUACUGCAGGCAGUGCAAGCGAUCAAGCGAGCGAUAAACGUCAGUGAGCGCGGCUCACCGGUCUUUACAUCAUUCUAUCCUGUCUUCGUGAAUGCAACCACCAUUCGCAGAGCUCUGGACGGUGAUGGAUACGCCCGUCGAAUGCGACUGCUAAUAAAUCGUUCGUACAAGAGUGCGAUUGGGAAUGACUCUGUUAGCUUAAUGACAAGAUGGUUACAAUCAAUCGCAACAUCAACGCGUAUCAGUAUUUAUCGCUUCAAAAAUCCCCAACUCCUUGUCGGUAUGGCAUUCAAUUUCACGAUCACAGUACCAUUCGAUGGUGAAAUAAACCCGUUGAGUGCUGAGGAAAUUGCGCAAAUUAUAAUAGAAGAAACACAGUACGGUGAGUUGGACUUAGAAGAUCGUCAAGGUAACGCACUACCUGUUAUGCCCGCUACAAUUGCCGACGUCACUAAACUAAUCCCGAUAGAAGAAUCGAAUGCGCUCGUCAUUGCGAUAGCAGUUGUUGUCAGCACAUUUUUUCUCGCCUCGUCGACGAUCAUUUCGUUUUUGGUGAUUCUGAAAAUCCGAACUGAGCGACUUCUGGAGUUAAAGGAACGAAUAAUGGAACAAGCACGGAAUAUCAUAAUGAUGUCGGAAUAUAACUCAAGAAAUGGUGUUCGUUUCAACGACGAUUUCGACCACUCAAUUUCUCGUCACGGUUAA